UUUUAUCUGCCUGCGCGCUUGGCGUUCAACACGCUGGCGGUCUUCCUCCAACGGGUCGGGGAUGAAAAUGUACUUCCACAUAUUCACGUUAUGCUCAUUUUUGUGGAGGCUCUCAGUAAAAUCUCGUGCCUGAAACCACUUCUCGCAGUGCCGUGGCAGAAGGUCGUAGACUUCCUCAAUACGCUAGCGGGCAAAAGCAAGGGCUCAACUCUACAUCAAAAUUCUGAGUUUCCGCAUAGCCGCACUAAUGGUACGGAGCAUUGUCCGGAAGACUUUCUGAUUAGGAGACAAAUUUGGGCUCAAUUGUACUGGCCCACUGGAUGGUUCGACGAAGUCAAGACCGACCUGGAUGAGCGACUCUUUACACAUCUAUCAGCUAGGAAGCUUAGGGUUGAUAGAAUAUUAUGGCUAGGAGUUCGAAUUGCG
Molecule: messenger RNA, 426 nt
Organism: Mytilinidion resinicola
Lineage: Eukaryota; Fungi; Ascomycota; Dothideomycetes; Mytilinidiales; Mytilinidiaceae
Exons: 1
Molecular function (GO): protein binding
Source: RefSeq, a predicted model, not a curated record